AUGAAUGUCCCCGAAGACGACGUGAAUGACAAUAGCGUUAGCUUUCUGCGUACGCACAUGCCGUCCUCCCUCGAUUCAUCCCCAGGCCGUGUUCGAAGCCGCAGACACCAGCUACAGCCAUUGGAAGAUGAGUUGAAUAGUAAUAUGGAUCCAAGUUAUCAUCCAAGGCCGCCUGCGGCCGUUGGUGUAAGCAGUCGCAUUCCCAUUGUUCGGCCCCAACGAGACGUCUUUAACGGUGCUGCCAACUACGAAACCCGCUCUCGCUCGUCAACUUCUAUAUAUGCCUGGGCGCAAGGAUCGGAUUACGAAGCUGAGGAAGAUCCCAGUGUAGACCCUCCUGAUCCAAUCCAGGAUAGGUGGGACGGUAGGCUACAAAGGGCUAGACGUACAUCUUCGAGAUCUCCGGGACAAAGGCGGGAAGGUUCGACUAGAUCUCCCCGUCUAUGGACCGCAAAUCCAGAUGGAGAAUUGGGCGAGCCGUCGCGAUAUGGUCGGAGUGAUCUGGCUACGGCUACGUUGCUUCAAUCUGUUCGGCACCACCCGCGAUUCUCUUCCCGAACCCGUGCUUUACAGACCUUUAUACUUGACCGCGAACGUAGUGGCCAUGUCUCAGAAGAAAGAGAGUGGCAACCCCCGGUUACUGCUCCCACCAUGAAUACUAGCUUAUCCACACUGCCUCCCAGCAGUCAUUCCGCUGUAAAUCGUGGCGAUAUACCCAGAACCAUUAGUGCCUCUGAGCUUCGAGAUGCAUAUUCUGAAGACCGACCGGUUGACCGUCUCGAAGAAACGAUAAAAUAUCUAGACAGGAUUCGAUUCUCCAACUCAUACAAUGAGCGUGUGCAGGUUACCACUGCAGGCAAUUUCGUUCAAUAUGAAUAUCUGCGUCGCAACGAGGAUGACUUCAUCCUUGACACUUGUUCGAUAGUCGGACCUUCAGACUCUUCAUGGUUACGGCCAGGGAUGGUAUUUGAAGGCUCACAGCAUGCUACAAAUCAGUGUGACCGCUUAGGCAUAAAUCCCCAUCAGAGACCUAGGUCCCAUCAAGACCUGGAUCCUGUUAUUGUUAGUGGAGGCGAACUUGGUCGACGUAAUGUACACACAAGUUCAGAAGGCCGCAGUUCCGGCUUGGAUGGCUUGUACGAGUUCGGAAACGGCGAUUCCACUGGUGCGUCGAGUCAUAUCAACAGCAGCAGCAGCAGCCAUGAACAUUGGCCGGUCAAGGUGACGAUACAUCAUGUUGAUUAUAAUACGAUGACACUGUCUGGAACAAUGGAGGCAUAUAAUAUUCCCGAUAAAACUUCGAACAGCCAAGGGACUCACAUUACCACUUUUCUGGAGGGCGAAAUCAUCGAUUUCAACACGCAUUCACUGGAGACGAAGAAUUUUAAAGCAAAUGUAGAGGUCGAUAGCCGAUACUGGCGCGAGUUGGAACCAUUCAAGUACCUGUCUUACAUCGAGAUUGUGAAGAACCUUGUGAGCAAGAAAUGGGUGACGGAGAAGUUGGCUAAGGGAUGGAUAUUAAUGCGUUGGAAAGAACGUUGCUUCAUUACCCCAUCUCACUCGCGCCAAGGUCUCACGAUAUCUGGCUUCUACUACAUCUCCAUCCGUCGUUCGGACGGCCACAUCGAAGGGAUGUACUAUGACCCAGGUAGCUCGCCGUACCAGCACCUCUCCCUCGACCCGCAAACGAGGCAUAGGAUGAUCUUCCCUGCCUAUGGUUUCCGUUAA
Paracoccidioides brasiliensis Pb18 is the source of this 1728-nucleotide messenger RNA. RefSeq lists its product as uncharacterized. The record is from RefSeq and is a predicted model, not a curated record. Bases 1 to 1728 code for a protein of 575 amino acids. The transcript is spliced from 2 exons. Gene Ontology annotation, biological process: proteasome-mediated ubiquitin-dependent protein catabolic process; protein targeting to vacuole; protein catabolic process in the vacuole. Gene Ontology annotation, cellular component: GID complex; extrinsic component of membrane.